Messenger RNA from Scatophagus argus, 3325 nucleotides. Its product is annotated as proton myo-inositol cotransporter-like. Bases 114 to 2084 code for a protein of 656 amino acids. Lineage: Eukaryota; Metazoa; Chordata; Actinopteri; Scatophagidae. Gene Ontology annotation, molecular function: myo-inositol:proton symporter activity. The transcript is spliced from 10 exons. The record is from RefSeq and is a predicted model, not a curated record. Gene Ontology annotation, cellular component: membrane. Gene Ontology annotation, biological process: transmembrane transport.
GGUGAAUUAGUUCAGUGGAUGAGUGUGUUUUUGUUUUCUUUUCUUUUCUUUUUUUGUUUUUUUGGAAGCAUCUCAUCCAACUCAGCAGCCCUGUCCUGUGUUGUGUUUCCCAUAUGUCGCGAAAGCAAGGCGACCAUGACUACAGUCUCCGUAGUAUGAGCAACCUGAUGGGCGAGCGGUGGAAGAAAGUGAACGACGGAGGAGAGCGGAGUCUCAUCAAGGCUCCCUCCAGCGCCAGCAUCAGCAGCCAGGGCGCCUCCUCUGCGGCUUCCACCGCCGGUGCCCCAGCAGCUCCCUCCUCCUCCACCUCCACCACAACCACCACCACCGGGGACCUGGAGAGGGCUGCCCGCAAGCAGUUCCAGCAGGAUGUCACGCCCGGCUUCGUGUACGUCCUGGCCGCCUUCUCCGCACUGGGAGGCUUUCUGUUCGGCUACGACACCGGGGUGAUCUCCGGGGCGAUGCUCCUGCUGAAGAGGCAGCUGGACCUGAGCGCCCUGUGGCAGGAGGUGCUCAUAUCAAGUACUGUGGCCGCGGCCGCCCUGUCUGCCCUGCUGGGCGGCUUCCUCAAUGGACUCUUCGGGCGCAGGGUGUGCAUACUCCUGGCCAGCUUCUUCUUCACCGUCGGGGGGUUCGUGCUGAGCACCGCCCCUGGGAAGGAGGUUCUGCUGGCGGGGAGGCUUAUCGUCGGAGUGGGGCUCGGCAUUGCAUCUAUGACAGUGCCAGUGUACAUCGCUGAGGCCUCUCCACCCCACCUCAGGGGGCAGCUGGUGACUGUUAACACCCUCUUCAUCACCGGCGGACAGUUCACUGCCAGCCUCAUCGACGGCGCCUUCAGCUACCUGCAGCGGGAUGGGUGGAGGUACAUGUUGGGUCUGUCGGUGGUUCCUGCUGUUCUCCAGUUCAUCGGAUUCCUGUUCCUGCCGGAGAGCCCUCGCUGGUUAAUCCAGCGCGGACUGACCCAGAAGGCCCGCCGCGUGCUCAGUCAGAUCCGGGGCAACCAGAACAUUGACGAGGAGUACGACAGCAUCAAGAACAGCAUCGACGAGGAGGACAGCGGAGGAGAUGGCCCUGUGAUCUGGCGGAUGCUGACCUACCCCCCAACUCGGCGAGCCCUCCUGGUGGGCUGUGGUCUUCAGAUGUUCCAGCAGGUUUCGGGAAUGAACACGGUCAUGUACUACAGCGCCACCAUUCUGCAGAUGUCUGGAGUGCGGGACGACAGGCUGGCGAUCUGGCUGGCUGGACUGACCACCCUCACCAACUUCCUAUUUACCCUGCUGGGAGUGUGGUUGGUGGAGAGAGUGGGGCGCAGAAAGCUCACUCUUGGCAGUAUCAUGGGUACAUGUUUGAGUUUGAUUCUGUUGGCCAUCGGUUUUCUCAUGUCCGCCCAGCACAGUCCUCCUGUCACCUUCCAUCCAGUAGACCCAUCUUUCCCCAACUCUACCUGCUCCAAAUAUCAGCUGUGCGAGCCGUGCAUGCUCGACCCUGGAUGUGGUUUCUGUUACCGUGAGAAUGGCACAACGCUCCUCACCUCCUCCUGUGUACCAGUCAAUAAGGCCUCCACUGAGCAAGCAGCAUGGGGCAGGUGUUCCAACUCAAGCCUGAUGAAAGAUCAGACCUACUGGGCCUACAACUACUGUCCCACCUCUUACUCCUGGUUGGUUUUACUGGGUCUGGUGCUCUACCUGGCUGCUUUCGCUCCAGGGAUGGGUCCCAUGCCAUGGACCAUCAACUCAGAGAUCUACCCUCUGUGGGCGAGGAGCACAGGUAACGCCUGUGCAGCUGGAGUCAACUGGACCUUCAAUAUCCUGGUGUCUCUCACCUUCCUCCACCUGGCUCAGUACUUCACCUACUAUGGAGCGUUCUUCCUCUACUCCAGCCUGGCUUUGCUGGGUUUCUUCUUCAUCUACGGCUGCCUGCCAGAAACCAAAGCUCGGCGUUUAGAGGAGAUCGAAGCGCUGUUUGAAAACCAGCUUUGUUCGUGCGGCGCCUCGGAUUCCGACGAGGGACGGCAGGUCGAAUACAUCCGAGUCAAAGGGUCAAACUAUCAUCUAUCAGACAACGACGCCUCUGAUGUGGACUAGGGAGAGUCUGAGUGUCCGUUACCUCCCUCUGAGUGUUUCCUUCACCUUGGUGAUUAGUGAAACAUGCAGAGUGGUUGGGUCUGUAAUAUUUUUCUUUUUCUGUGUGUGAACUAACGAGCCACUGGCUACCUUCACUAUGAGGUUGAGAAUCAGUUUUAAAGGCUUUUUUGCUUGUAUCAGUAAUGUGAGUGAGCUCACUUUCAGUUGAGUCAAGUCAGGAAUUCAAAAUCAAUGACAAGGCUUUGUUUAUUUUUCUCUCAUUCGGGAUGAAUUGAAAUGAGGACUUAAUCCUGCUUUAGUAGACAGCUGAACUUUCCACCAUGCACCAGAAAUAUCUCAAUUACUAAAGGCUUAAACAUUGCCAGAGGUUCGGGUGUCUUUUUCAUAAACGCUUGGACAGAAAACAUGACUGUUGAACACACACUGUUUGUACAAAAUAUAAGGGACUCUUCCUCUCUCACGAAGUCCACCGAUAAUAAAGAUUACUUUACAAAAGAGAUUGCAGCUGAGUAUCAGUCCCUAAUACUUUGUACCUUUGCAGACUAAACAUCAUUUACAAUUUACAUAUGAUGUUGUAGAUACAGUAUAAAAAGUAAAACAUGACACAGCCAACCUACAGCAUCAUGUCAGACUAAGUUUCCAUUUAAAAAGGUAAAUGUGGUCUUGAGAACCAGGUUUGUGCGUCCACGAUACUUUGUUGACAUGACAACAGUUGUGACGUAUUGUUAAUCUAUAGUACCAUUAUGCCUUUCUGUAUGAAACACAUCUCCGUUAAACAUUGUUUUAAGCUUGUAGCAUCGCACACCGGUGUCAGUUCCUCACCCGAUGACGGUCUUAAGUGUGUGGUCGCUCUAUGAAAAGCAAACAGCGGAGACGUAAAGUAUAUUGUUCAAGUUUAGAAAACUUGAUAUUGUCAGAUGGUGCCUAAACAAAGCCACUCACCAAUCUAGUAGCACUGAAAGGGAUAUAAGAUGUGUUGUGAUGGUCUAAUUUUAUUCAUUUAAAUAAUGUUAUUUCUAAAUCAGCAUUGCAACAAACUGCUUUAAAACAGUCUGUUUUAUUUUUCAAUUCUGUUGCUUGCCUGGCUCUUUAACAUAAUACUAUGGAGUGUACAGUCUCAUGUCAUUUUGUCACUGCGCUGCCAAAACCCCAUCUUAUAAAUGCAUUGCUGAUUAAUGCUGUUUUUGCUGGAUAUUAAACGUGUAAUGUCCAGCCAAGAAAGCAGUAUCCUAAAACCAUUA